Messenger RNA from Lampris incognitus (smalleye Pacific opah), 4095 nucleotides. RefSeq names its product DEAH (Asp-Glu-Ala-His) box polypeptide 38 (gene dhx38). The record is from RefSeq and is a predicted model, not a curated record. Gene Ontology annotation, cellular component: spliceosomal complex; intracellular anatomical structure. The transcript is spliced from 27 exons. Bases 261 to 4055 code for a protein of 1264 amino acids. Lineage: Eukaryota; Metazoa; Chordata; Actinopteri; Lampriformes; Lampridae. Gene Ontology annotation, molecular function: ATP binding; RNA binding. Gene Ontology annotation, biological process: mRNA splicing, via spliceosome.
CUGGGAUUGAUAUGGCGGCCCUCUUGUCUGUAAACAACGGACGCGGUUUGUACGACAGUGAGUCAUCUUGAGUGACAGUCACGGCCUAGAAAUUCGCAUGACUCUAUUUUCCGAUAUUAAAAGAUUAAAUAGCGUUAAGUAGCCAGCGUAUCCGGACAGCCGAAACACACGUCGACGAAUCAGGACGGGAAGUGCCGCCCGAGCCCGGGUCCGUUCUGACCGCCGCCGCCGCUGCCGGAACCGCUCAGCCGGAGGAGAUAAUGGAUGAAGACGAGUCCAUGCAUCGACUGGAAGGGAGCGAUGCGACUGUUCAAGUCGGUGGACUUAUAAUAAAGAAGAAGAGCGCAGCCACAGAGCCCCAUGUUUUUCGUGCGCCUGCUCCACGCUCAUCUUUGCUGGGCCUGGAUUUGCUGGCAGCUCAGAAGAGGAAGGAGCGUGAGAGCAAGGAACAGGUUGAGAAUAGCAGCGACGAAAGGGAGAGAAAGAAAUCGCGGGUGUCCUCGUACAAAGACUGGGAAGAAGGGAAAAGUGAUUCUGGGUCUGAUAGUGAAGAAGACAACGAGAAACAAGCCACUCACAAGGAGAGCAGGAAGUAUCGCGUGACAGGCUCUGAGACACCCUCCAACCCCGGUGGGGUCAGCGAAGAGUUCCGCCGCAGACAUCAGCAGCGAGAGAAAGACAGGCGGGAGCACGGCGUCUACGCUUCCUCCAAAGAGGAAAAGAACCGGGACAGGGAGCGAGAGAGGGAGCGAGACAAAGACCGGAGCAAAGAUAAAGGCAGGGAUCGCCGAAGUGAAAGAGAUGAGCGGGAGCGCAGCCACAGCCGCAGCAGCAGUGGCAGCCGGUCCGAGCGAUCGGACCGCAGCGAGAGGAGUGAGCGCUCACAGAGAGAUGGCUGGUCUGAUCGCAUCAGUCGAGGAAGCAAGCGAGAUGAACCCGCUACACCACAGCAACGUCCAAGAGACUCCUUCACUCCCUCACGCUCCAACUGGGAUGAGGAUGACAGCGGCUAUUCCAGUUCUCGGCAUUCCCAGUGGGAGUCUCCAUCUCCUACCCCUUCACACAGAGAAUCGGAUCGCUCAGACCGCAGCCAUCGCUCAGGCCGAGACAGUGAGAGAAGGGACAGGUCAGUCAGAGGCCGUUACCCUGAUGACACGCCGCUGCCCACCCCCUCCUACAAGUACAACGAAUGGGCCAAUGACAGGAAGCAUUUGGGCUCGACGCCUCGUCUCUCACAAGGAAAAGGUAAGAAGGAGAAUGGCGAGGAGGGAAUAAUGUUCGAUAACGAGGAUGAAAAAGAGCAGUGGGAAGAGGACCAGAGACAAGCGGACAGAGACUGGUACAUGAUGGAUGAGGGCUACGAUGAGUUUCACAAUGCUUUGACUUCCACCUCCGACGAGUACGUGAAGAAGAGAGAGCAGAUACUCCAGAAGCAGACGCAGAAACGGAUAUCUGCCCAGAAAAGACAGAUUAAUGAGGAUAACGAGCGGUGGGAGACCAACCGUAUGUUGACCAGUGGCGUGGUGCAGAGGUUGGAGGUGGAUGAGGACUUUGAGGAGGAUAACGCUGCCAAGGUCCACUUGCUGGUUCACAACCUUGUCCCACCCUUCCUGGAUGGAAGAAUAGUCUUCACAAAGCAGCCUGAGCCUGUCAUCCCUGUGAAAGAUGCUACAUCUGAUAUGGCCAUCAUCUCUCGAAAAGGUAGUCAGCUGGUCCGUAAACACCGGGAGCAGAAAGAACGCAAAAAGGCACAGCACAAGCACUGGGAACUGGCAGGUACAAAGCUGGGGGACAUCAUGGGUAUUAAGAAGACUGAGGAUGAGGAGGGCUCUGGGAGCAAGGUGGUAGGGGAGGAUGGCAAAGUUGACUACAGAGCCGAGCAGAAAUUUGCAGACCACAUGAAGGAUAAGAGCGAGGCCAGCAGUGAGUUUGCAAAGAAGAAGACUAUUUUGGAGCAGAGACAGUACCUGCCUAUCUUCGCUGUCAGACAGCAGCUUCUCAACAUCAUAAGGGACAACAGCAUCGUCAUUGUGGUGGGGGAGACGGGCAGUGGGAAGACCACCCAGCUGACACAGUACCUCCAUGAGGAUGGCUACACCAGCUAUGGCAUGGUGGGGUGUACCCAGCCUCGUAGGGUGGCCGCCAUGAGCGUGGCCAAGAGAGUCAGCGAGGAGAUAGGGAGUAACCUGGGAGAGGAGGUGGGCUAUGCAAUCCGUUUCGAGGACUGCACCUCAGAGAAAACCUUAAUAAAGUACAUGACAGAUGGUAUCCUGCUGAGGGAGUCCCUGAGGGAGUCGGACCUGGAUCAUUACAGUGCCAUCAUCAUGGACGAGGCUCACGAGCGCUCCCUGAACACCGACGUGCUGUUUGGCCUGCUGCGCGAGGUUGUGUCGAGGCGGUCUGACUUAAAGCUCAUCGUCACCUCCGCCACCAUGGACUCUGACAAAUUUGCAGCCUUCUUCGGCAACGUGCCCAUAUUCAACAUUCCAGGAAGAACAUUUCCAGUGGACAUAUUGUUCAGCAAGACCCCGCAGGAGGAUUAUGUUGAGGCCGCAGUGAAGCAGGCCCUGCAGAUCCACCUCAGUGGGAUGGCAGGAGACAUCCUCAUCUUCAUGCCUGGCCAGGAGGACAUCGAGGUCACAUCUGAUCAGAUUGUGGAGCGGUUGGAGGAGCUGGAGAGCGCUCCUGCUCUGGCUGUUCUUCCCAUCUACUCCCAGCUGCCCUCCGAUCUCCAGGCCAAGAUUUUCCAGAAGGCUCCAGACGGGGUAAGGAAGUGCAUUGUUGCUACCAAUAUUGCUGAGACCUCCCUCACUGUGGAUGGAAUCAUGUUUGUAGUGGAUGCAGGAUACUGCAAACUAAAGGUGUUCAACCCUCGCAUUGGAAUGGACGCCCUGCAGGUUUAUCCCAUCAGCCAGGCUAAUGCCAACCAGCGGGCUGGCAGGGCAGGACGCACAGGACCAGGCCAUUGCUACAGGCUGUACACACAGAGCGCCUUUAAGAACGAGAUGCUGACCACCACAAUACCAGAGAUCCAGAGGACCAACCUGGCCAACGUGGUCCUGCUGCUGAAGUCUCUGGGUGUCCAGGACUUGCUGCUCUUCCACUUCAUGGACCCGCCGCCCGAAGACAACAUGCUCAACUCCAUGUACCAGCUCUGGAUCUUGGGCGCUCUGGACAACACAGGUGCUCUGACGCCAACCGGGCGUCUGAUGGUGGAGUUCCCGCUCGACCCCGCCCUUUCCAAGAUGUUGAUUGUGUCAUGUGACAUGGGCUGCAGUGCUGACAUCCUCGUCAUCGUGUCCAUGCUGUCCGUGCCGGCCAUUUUCUACAGACCCAAGGGUCGUGAGGAGGAGAGCGACCAGGUGAGGGAGAAGUUUGCGGUUCCUGAGAGCGACCACCUUACCUACCUCAACGUCUACAUGCAGUGGAAGAACAACAACUACUCCAGCAUCUGGUGCAAUGAGCACUUCAUCCACACCAAGGCCAUGCGCAAGGUGCGUGAGGUGCGCUCCCAGCUGAAGGACAUCAUGGUGCAGCAGAGGAUGAACCUGACCUCCUGUGGGUCAGACUGGGACAUCAUCAGGAAGUGCAUCUGUGCUGCUUACUUCCAUCAGGCUGCCAAGCUGAAGGGUAUCGGUGAGUACGUGAAUGUGCGGACGGGCAUGCCGUGUCACCUACACCCCACCAGCUCCCUGUUUGGUAUGGGCUACACCCCUGACUACAUCACAUACCAUGAGCUGGUCAUGACCACCAAGGAGUACAUGCAGUGUGUGACGGCGGUGGAUGGAGAGUGGCUGGCAGAGCUCGGACCGAUGUUCUACAGCAUCAAACAUGCGGGAAAGAGCAGACAGGAGAACCGGCGCCGGGCCAAGGAGGAGAUCACCAACAUGGAGGAGGAGAUGUCGCUUGCCGAGGAGCAGCUGCGAGCACGCAGAGAGGAGCAGGACAGGAAGAGCAACACCAACAGCGUCAGGGUGGUGAAAAUCUGCACCCCUGGAAGAAAAGAGGAGGCCCCCAUGACCCCCAGGCGCACCCCGGCCCGCUUUGGGCUGUAGAAGCCCUCUGGGGAGUGAGCUCAGCCAGCCAGCCAGCCAG